AUUUGCUCCAUAGACUGCAAGACCUCAAGCAAACGUGUCUCGUCACACGAUGGAGCCGCUCAACGACGAGGAGCGUCAGUUGUUAUUGUCACCGCCGCGUCGCAGCACCCCCACACAGACUCAUGCGCCGUCCCACAUGGUGUUCGAACCUCCGCCAUUGCGUCGCGACGCUGGCGGCACCUCACUGCAUUUCUCCAAGCAGCCAACCGCGCAGUCUCCAGCCAACGAGACACUGCCAACCACUGCGCCCAACGCCGCGUCUCCGCACUGUUAUUCGCCCUACGGCACGACCAGGUUGUCCGUGGACUCGUGGGGUUCACACCGCGACGCUAGUGACCCGCUGAACGGCUGGGAACACGGCGUCAUGGAAGCUCUGCACGCUACCCCCUGUAUCGUCAUCGCAGUGCUGGUCAACUUGAUGAUCUGUGUCCCGUUUGGACUGUCCUUCUUCCCGUUGGAGUGGCAGGACAUCCCUGUGCCGCAUGCUCUCGGUAUUCAAAUGUUCUUACUGUCGUCCACGAUCUGCCAGUUCACAUUCGUAUGGCUCAGUAACUUUGACGGAGCCAUUUGCCAAAUGAUGGUCGAGAACGUGCCGUUCAUGCACACUAUUUCCGUGGCCAUUAUCCAGGAACUGGGACCCAAGAACCCUAGUGUUCUGCCGACAAUUCUGGUCACCUACGCAUUCUCAUCGGUGGUGUGCGGAGCGCUAUUCUACAUCCUGGGACACUGGAAGCUUGGUAAUAUUGUAUAUCUCUUCCCGAAGCACAUUAUCGUUGGCGCUGUCGGUGGCAUUGGCGCCUUCGUGCUUCAGAGUGGCAUUGAGAACGCUACAGGACGUGGAUUUGACUGGUCUUGGGACGGUGUUAAGGGCCUUUUUAACGAAGAAAUCGUUUGGCUCUGGGUCAGUUCAGCGCUCUUGGCACUCACACUGUGGAUACUUGCACGCCACAUCAAGUCGCCGCUGUUUCCUCCGCUCUUCUUCGUGUCGAUUCCACCGCUUUUCUACGUGGUUCUGCUGCUGCUUGGUAUCUCGACUGACACAGCUCGUGAACAUGGCUGGUUCUUCAGUCGUGCCCCGAACGUUGCAUUCUACUCGCUAUGGGAGCAGUACGACUUCUCUCUCGUUGCUUGGCAUGUGAUCCCCAAGCAGUUCGGGACGAUCGUCGGUCUCACAUUUUUCUCGCUUAUGCACGUGCCGAUUAACAUCCCGUCGCUGAGUCUCACUACUGAUAAGGAAGUGGAUAUUAACGAUGAGCUGGUUGCGCACGGUAUCUCGAACACAUUAAGUGGAGUGUGUGGUACUGUGCAGAAUUACCUCUGCUAUUCGACUUCUGCGUUAUAUUACAAGUGUGGAGGUGCUGGACGUCGCAGUGGCUUCGUGAUCGGACUUAUCAUGAUGUUCUUCUUCUUUGUUGGGCCCAAUGCUGUGUCCUACAUCCCUCGGUGUAUGGCAGGUUGUGUUAUGAUGCAUCUUGGAUGGGAUUUACUUCGAGAAGCGCUCAUUGAUACGUACGACCAGUUGGAUGCUCUGGAACUUGGCACAGUGUGGGCUAUCGCUGGAACUAUGACGUUCUGGGGCAUGAACCAGGGCCUGGCUGUCGGUGCGUUGUUGGCCUGUAUGACCUUCGUGAUGCAAAGUGCACGUACACCAACCAACGCUCCGAUUCGAGGCAGUAUGAGUGCAGCAACACUGCGUAGUCAUGCGUGGCGCAUGACGGAUGAACUGGACGUGCUGGAUCGUGAGUGCCGUAACAUCCACGUCGUGCAGCUCAAAGGCCACCUUUUUUUCGGCAACAUCAACCAGCUCAGCGACUACGUUCGCGAAUUAUUUGCGGAAGGUCAUGACACCGCAAGCAGUGGGGUGGAAUCUCCACUUCAGAGUGUACUUAGCGAUGACAUUCGACCGAGAGCCGACAUUCGGUGGCUUGUACUUGACUUCACGUUGGUUGUCGGACUGGAUUCGUCUGCAGCGGAUCGACUCACUAAGAUCAAGUACGCAUGCGAUACUCACAACUGUAAGAUUGUGUUUGCUGCUGUACCAAAGGCUUAUGCAAAGUUUACGGAGCAUCUGAUCGAUCUUUUCGGUGACAAUCGUAUGCUUCACAUUGCCUCGGAUCUGGACAGCGCGCUUGAGUGGUGUGAAGAUGAUAUUCUGGGCAAGAAUGCGUGUAUAGAAGGCUCUCCUGCGAGUACUUGUGCUGCUGAUGAAGACGAGUUCACACAUUUGCGGAACCUGCGAAGAUUUAUGCCGGACCAACCGCUCUCUGUGCAACAACGUCUGCUGGAUUACUUCCAUAUCCAGGAGAUUGACAAGGACGAAGUGGUAUGGAGGCAAGGCGACACCUCGGAUCGAGCACUCUUGUUGGUGGAUGGAGCGCUCACUGCUGUGGUCGAGGAAGAGGCUGGUACUACUGAAAAAGUUUCGGUAGGUUCUGUUGUUGGCGAGAUGUGCUUUUUGACGGGUGAGAAACGCAAGACCUCCCUCAUUGCAACUAAACGCAGCGUCGUCUACGUCUUGGAUCGCAAGAGCUUUGCAGAGAUGCUGGAGAAAGAUUGCUACUUGGCCUUCCUCUUCCAGGGCAUCUCGCUGCGCUACACGUCAUACAGAUUACAGUACGUGGGCAACCGCAUCUGGGAGACAAAAUGCUUGCCAAUCUAAACAGCGUACACUUUGAAAAUAUAAAAAAUGUUCAUUACAUGUAUAGAUG
Molecule: messenger RNA, 2708 nt
Organism: Phytophthora nicotianae INRA-310
Lineage: Eukaryota; Oomycota; Peronosporomycetes; Peronosporales; Peronosporaceae
Exons: 1
Coding region: 50-2659 (869 amino acids)
Cellular component (GO): membrane
Source: RefSeq, a predicted model, not a curated record